Messenger RNA from Triplophysa dalaica, 3527 nucleotides. RefSeq names its product double PHD fingers 2 (gene dpf2). Bases 107 to 1351 code for a protein of 414 amino acids. Lineage: Eukaryota; Metazoa; Chordata; Actinopteri; Cypriniformes; Nemacheilidae. Gene Ontology annotation, cellular component: nBAF complex. The transcript has 12 exons. The record is from RefSeq and is a predicted model, not a curated record. Gene Ontology annotation, biological process: nervous system development.
AGCGUAGGCUCCCCGCCUACUGAACGUCUCUGACCUGUGACCUUCCUCUAAGGUCCUUCGCUCUGCGCCUGCGCAGAACACUCGCCGUGAGCGCAGUAGAGCCAAGAUGGCUGCGGUAGUGGAGAAUGUUGUCAAGCUGUUGGGUGAGCAGUGUUACAGGGACGCUAUGGAGCAGUGUCAUAACUAUAAUGCCCGUCUGUGUGCAGAGAGGAGUGUGAGGAUGCCCUACCUCGACUCUCAGACAGGUGUCGCCCAAAGCAACUGCUACUUCUGGAUGGAGAAAAGGCACAGAGGACCAGGAAUGGCUCCAGGUCAACUGUACACAUACCCAGCACGUCGCUGGAGAAAGAAGAGGAGAGCUCACCCUACAGAGGACUCUCAGAUGGCUUUCCCUUCUCUAAAGUCUGAGCUGGAUCUGGGACUUAAGAAGGAGGUUUUCUCCAGUGAUGUCAGCAGUUUAGAGGCCCUUCUGAAAGGAGAGCCGAUAGAUAAGAGAUCCGGAUUGGAGCUCCGCUCAGGGGAGGAGGAGUCCAGCUCAACUGAGUACUCCACUGGGGGACCAAACUCCACUGCCAGGGUCCGCAAGAGAGUUUUGGAACCAGAUGAUUUUUUAGAUGAUCUGGAUGAUGAGGAUUAUGAAGAAGAUACCCCGAAGAGACGGGGAAAAGGAAAAGGCAAGGGUCGCGGUGUUAGCAGUGCCCGGAAGAAGUUAGAAGCAGCAGCUGCACUGGAAGAUCGAGACAAACCGUACUCCUGUGAUAACACUUUCAAACAAAAGCAUAUUUCAAAAUCUUCCGAAAGAGUUUGUGGAAAGCGCUAUAAGAACAGGCCUGGUCUCAGUUAUCAUUACGCACACUCUCACUUGGCUGAAGAAGAGGGGGAGGAGAAAGAGGAGAUGGACAUUCGGGAACCGACUCCGCCCCAGCAAGACGAACCGAAGACUCCUAAGAAAGGUCCAGAUGGUUUGGCUCUACCGAACAACUACUGUGAUUUCUGUUUGGGAGAUUCUAACAUGAACCAGAAAACCGGUCAAUCAGAGGAGCUUGUGUCCUGCUCCGACUGUGGUCGUUCUGGUCACCCCUCAUGUCUGCAGUUCACUCCUGUGAUGAUGGCUGCUGUAAAAACAUAUCGCUGGCAGUGCAUCGAAUGCAAAUGCUGUAACGUGUGUGGAACAUCAGAAAAUGAUGACCAGCUGUUGUUCUGUGAUGACUGUGACCGAGGUUACCACAUGUAUUGUCUCUCGCCCCCAAUGUCUGAACCUCCUGAAGGAAGUUGGAGUUGUCAUCUAUGUUUGGACCUCCUGAAAGAGAAAGCCUCUAUAUACCAGAAUCAGAAUACACCCCCCUCGUGAUGAUCUGUUUGGAAAAACCCUUUCAUUCACGGUUCCUUCUCACACUUGCUCGUUCAAUUAAGCAAAAUGAGGUUGAGCAGACGUUUUUGGGGGAACGGAAAAGGAACGCCAACCUCGACCUUCUUCAUAGCUACUAACAGAGGGAGAGAAAAAGAGAGUGAGAGAGGAUUUAUUUUUUCUUGUGUCACAUCUCGGCAGGUUUGAUCCCAGUAUGACUGUUACACAGUUUCAAGUUUCAAACUACCCCUGCUCUUUGUUUUCAACUAUAAGACCCCCAACAAUAAAUAAAUAUCCAGUAGUAUACACCUGAAUGUUAAUUCUCCUGUCCCUUUUUAAAGUUCAUACUUGGAGGAAGUCAGUAUGAGAAUAUAUGAUUCUGUUUUUGAGUUUCUGCUCAUAUAAGACCUAUUUCUGCAAAAACAUGAUUAAACCGCAGCUUAUAUCAGCCAAAAUAACUCAUAAUAACUGUCAUACUCGCAAUAUUCAAUGUACCGACAUUCUCACAGAGGAAUAGUUGAAACCAAUCAGCAUGCCAAUGCUUGUUCAUUAUAAACAAACGUGUUUUUGUAUAUUUAUAAAUUUGUAUAGCAUAUAUAGGCGUGUUGAAUUUAAGAUCUAUAAACUUAAACUAUAGAAAUGAUUCAGUAUAAUGGGAUUUGUUUCUUAAUAGCCUCUAAUCUGCACUAGCCACUGAGAUACUGAAUCUAGGGGUCAGUGCGUGAGCUCAGAGUAGUUUUUUUUUUCAUUAUUAUUAUUUUAGGAUACUGUUAUGAUGUUCAGAGAAUGCUUCAAACAGACCUGAAAAAAGGCCAGAAACAAUCAAUAGCAACCAACUAUUAAAAUGUAUUUGUGUGAGCACAUUAUCAGAACAGUGCACACUUCAUAGAGCAGUAUGUUAAUGGUGUGAGGAAUCUCACAGACUAAACAUUCUAUGCCAUCAUUUUCAUGUUUACUGUCAUGACUUUCCAUGGUUACAGCCAAAAGAGCAUUUCACUUAUAUUUAUUCAUUUUCAAAUAAAAUUGAAUUGCCAAUCGCCAGUUUGUAGUGAACAUCGAGCAAUAAAUCAUUGUAGGUUAGGAUUGUAUCUUCUAAAGGCAAAUACAUGACCUACUGGAUUCACUCAAAAUCUGAAAGCUCUCCCCCAAACUGAAGCUCUUCUUUGGUUAACGCAUUGUAUGUUUUAGACGGAUUUAUGUAUUUUCCACAUUCACAAAAUACACAUGACUUUGUGAGCAUCACAUGAGUUAUGUGGUAAAUUCCAUUCAUUAUGCUUUAUUUUUGAGGCUUCCUUACAGAAAAAGCGCAUAAAUUGCACAUUUUUCACAUGUGAUCACGUUAUCACAUGACAUUUCAGUGCUUUAGCUGUAAGGAGUGUUGGCUUCUUUAAUCUGAGGUUUGAGAGAUCUUUUUUGAAAACAGAUGUGCAUUAUUUAACUUUAAAGCAAAUGUAAAAGCCAUCCCUUUUCUUUAAAUAACUUUAGGCCUUAAAAUAUGGGAUUAUCCCUGGAGAGGACAAUCAGGUUCUUUGAUCAAGACAAUAACAAUAUACAAUGUGCUAAAGGCAAAUUUAUGACCCACCCUAAAGCCAGCUAGCCCAAACAUCCUUUUGUUUAAAGAAUAAAUCCUCUGUGGUCCAUCCAGCUGUCUCCUUCAGCCCUGUUUUGUGUAAAUGAAUACUGAAUUAAGAAAUUAAUUGACCUGAUAUUAAUUCUGUGUUCUCUGUAAAUCUUCACGUCCACAACGGUUCAGGCUUAUAUCCGAUAAUAGAAAUGACUACAUUAUUGCUCACAGCACUCAUAACAUGUACAGGAUCUUUUGUUUUAUUGUACAUUCUCAGUUAGCUGCAUGUUUAAUUUACGGUACAUUUAUACAGUACAUAGCACUCUAGCUUCCACUCUCACAGUAACGGCUAGUAACAAUUUAACUUAAUAAUUUAACUUGAUGGUAUCUGCCAACUAACUCUUGUUAAAAUAAUUAGGAAGUGUAACACUUUUCCUUGAUGUUUUUAAAACUGUUUAUAUAGAGAGAACUGGCCAUUUGAUUUUUUUAACUUUGUGUUAUUUGAAAAGAUUGUUUCUGGCUUAGAUUGUGGGUUUUAUUUUAUUUAUGGCAUUUGGUGUAUGGUACAUUUUUGUGUCCUUUUUUCCAAGAAAAAUAAAACUGUCACCGACCACA